This is a messenger RNA of Coregonus clupeaformis (lake whitefish), 2173 nucleotides long. RefSeq names its product GTP-binding protein Rhes. The transcript has a single exon. NCBI's taxonomy places the organism in Eukaryota, Metazoa, Chordata, Actinopteri, Salmoniformes, Salmonidae. The coding region runs from base 716 to 1351 and encodes 211 amino acids. The record is from RefSeq and is a predicted model, not a curated record. Gene Ontology annotation, molecular function: GTPase activity; GTP binding.
UAGCCUACUUGAUGGAAUAUUUUGCUGUUGUAAUUUACUGUCAAACACUUUCUAUUGAAUUGAAGUCUAAAGAGACAUUGUAAUCACUACCCAAGGUGGAUUUACUGUAUUUUUUAUUGUGCACAUAAACACAAAAUAAGAUAUCAAGAUGAUCAGGCAGGUCUUUCAUCUGUGAGCUAACGUUACGUGAGUCUGCUUUGAAUGAUAUUCAGACUGCUGUUCACACCGAAUGUCCUCUGCUCCACUUUUCCAGUAGCUCUUGUUUAUACACUUUCCGAUAUCACCUCGUUUUUCCCUCCCGAAUCUGUCCAGUACUCACAUUUGCAUGCAGACCAGUGAUUGGCCGCUCGUAUCUUACACCUCAAUAGACAGCCGUGUGCUGAUUGGCUCCUGCCAGAAGAGGGCAUGGAAUCCCUGCGACCAAAAACACACAUAAAAGGGAACGUGGAAAACCACAGAGGCAGACAAACGUCUACCUACUACAAGAGAACUUUGAGCACUAUCAGAGACCUUCUGCUAUAAUCUGUGUACAGAAAUCUCAGUCAAUCUACACUCAGUGUGCAAUUGCGCAGCUGUUUCUAUAGACAGCAACUUCACCAGAAGGCACAAGAGUUUGACUGGUCUACCUGUCUACUGACAGAGACUGUCAGUGACUGAGCGGUCAGUUGAAAGACCCUUUUAGAAGCAUAUCGUCAUCCAGACAAAAAGCAGCAUCAUGUCUCUAGAGGUGAAGGAAAAGACCCAGGUGAGGUUGGUGUUUCUGGGGGCGGCCGGGGUGGGCAAGACGGCCCUGAUCCGACGCUUCCUCCAGGAUACCUUCGAGCCCAAGCACCGGCGCACCGUGGAGGAGAUGCACAGCAAGGAGUACGACAUUGGCGGCUCUAAGGUCACUGUGGAGAUCCUGGACACCAGCGGCAGCUACUCCUUCCCUGCCAUGCGCAAGCUCUCCAUACAGAACAGCGAUGCCUUCGCCCUGGUCUACGCGGUCGAUGACGCAGAGUCGCUGGAGGCCGUCAAGAGCCUCCGCGACGAGAUCCUGGAGGUCAAGGAGGACAAGCACAUCCCGAUCGUGGUGGUGGGCAACAAAGCAGACCGAGCAGGAAGCGACCGGCAGGUGGCAGCUGAUGACGUACUGUCAACAGUGGAACUGGACUGGAACAACAGCUACGUGGAGACGUCGGCCAAGGAGAACGACAACGUGAUGGAGGUGUUUAGGGAGCUGCUACAGCAGACCAAUCUGCCCAGCCGGCUGAGCCCUGCUCUGAGGCGCCGCAGGGAGACCUUUCCCAAAGGAGACCCCAAGUGCAUCCGGCCACCCAUGAACAAGACCAACUCCUGCAUCAUCUCCUAAUGGGGCAGGUUGAAGUAGAAAGAGUGAGAGAGAGGGGGAAAGGGUGUGGGCUAGUACACCGAUUAAAGUGCUUCUGCACAAGAGGGAGAGGGAAACUUGAUAAUGUAUGGUCUGAAAAGGUUGAGGUGGAGGACUGCCAGUGUGCUGAAACGGAACUGAACUCACAAACAAUCUUGAUUCCACUUCUGCUUCCCUCGUGCAAGCGAUGGUGUUGAAAUGGGAAGAGAACGGGCGACAAUGAAUGGUUAUGAAAUAGGACUUGGUCCAACUAAUGUAAACAUUGUAAGGUCGGGAGAUAAGGGUGAAGAGGAGGCAAAGACGUCCAACUGCUCAAUUGUUUACUUAAUGUAAUGUGUUGCUGCUUGUUUGGUUAACAGGCUGCUGCUGUUUCAGUUUAGAUCAAUGUAUAGCUUUUGCAUUCGAUUGAUGAUAAUUUUGCAAUGUGCGUUUGACAUUCACUUGCAAUAAGACAUUUGACUGUUGCAAACAUACAAGAAGAGUAUUUAUUGACUGGGGUUUGUGCAAAGUUAAUGGUUUGAUGUAAAACACCAUCUAUUCAGUUGGAAAUUCACGUGUAGCACAGCAUUAUCGUCUACAAAAGACUCGCUUGUACGUUUUUUUUUUUUUACAUUGAUUUGCUAUUAAGCAUGACUUGAUUAAUGUGUGUAAAAAGUAGUGACAUGCAAAUGUCUACUACAUACGUUUUAUUCUAAACAUGUUUUAUUAUUAUGUUUUUUUAAUUCAUGAUUUAUACAUUAGACUGCUUUACAAGUGUCCAUUUUACAAUGGAAUGUUUACCCCAAAUAGCUAAAUAAAAAGUAC